AUGGUCCACGUGACGGAGGAUCAGGUGAUCCAGUUUUCACUCGAUGAAGUUCAGUCCACUAGGCUCCGUGCCUCCCGCACUCUGCUUGGACGCUUAUUCACGGCUGACCAAAUCUCGACCCUGGAAAUGAGAGAGGCCCUGGUUGAUGCCUGGCAGAUCAAGGGAAGGGUGAAAGUCUCUAUGACAACACACGAGCUCUUCGAAAUCAUGCUUCCUAACGUCGAGGCCAAAAGCUGGGCACUAAAACGAUCCCCAUGGAUUAUCAAAGAUAGAGUCCUUAUUCUCCGGGGCUGGGUUCCAUCGAUCCCGCGGAAGAUUUUCGAGGAACUCUCCAUUGCUCCUUUCCACAUCCAACUAUGGGGUGUGCAAAAGGAUUGUUGCACCAAGCUCUUUGGGCGCAAGUUCGUGGGAGCCGCCAUUGGCCAAGUCCUUGAAUCGGACAUCUUUGCGUGCAAGGAUACAGGGGAGCGAUUCAUCAAAGUCCGAGCAGUUGUUGAUUUUGCAAAACCGCUCCGGUCCCAGUUGAUGGCGGCAAGUGAUGAUAUUGACAAAUUUUGGGUGAACUUGAAAUACGAGUUUCUUCCAAGCUUUUGCUACCAUUGUGGUCGAGUGGGUCACGCUCGUCGCAAAUGCACUUUUGAUCCGCCCAGUGGGCAAGAGCGUUUUGGCCCACAUAUGUCGACCAAGAAGCUGGGUAGGAAGAUUUAUGAUGAAGAUGAAAUUGACAACAUGAGGACAGGUGGCCAUAGGCAAACAGUUUGGGUUAAUCGACAAAUCCAGGGAGACACCAACAAUGCUCGUACUUACGUACGAGGUCGGGAUGAGGUGCGGCCGGUGACUAGGAAAAAUGGGGCGGCGGCAGUUCCUAAGGCUAAGGGUGGCUCUGUUCACGACAGCAAAGCCCAUCAACCCCAGGGAGUGCAAUCCUCGCCGACAAAUAAAAAUGCAAGCCCGAGAGGGUUCCCCAUGAAGAAACCUCCUCGUAUUCAACUUGGGAGGGGUAACCUUCAAAAGCUUGGCCAUGGUGGAGUGCCAACAGAGCACAUGGUGCACGCAAGCGAAGGGACAGAGGUGGGUGCUCUCACUAAUGAGUUGAGCCCGGACCAAUCACUGUUGCAGGGGGACUAUCCGGGCAUCCUCGCGAACACCCGGCGGCGCCGAAUGAUCCUGGUCACGGACUCGGAUGACGACGCCCUCGAGCUUGACAGAGGAGGUGGGGCUGGAUCGAUGGGGAUGAAGAAGGCGACUGUGUCUGGUCUGCAAACACCGAUUGUGGGUCAAGAGUCUGGGCUUGAAAACCCGGCCUGCCCAGCAGGGGGUGACGGCAGGGAGUGGGGAUACCGUGGCUAUUGGGGCCAAGCCCACCGCAGAGAAGGGAUCGGCCCAGCAGGGGCACUCCCAUCGCCCUAA
Molecule: messenger RNA, 1410 nt
Organism: Linum trigynum
Lineage: Eukaryota; Viridiplantae; Streptophyta; Magnoliopsida; Malpighiales; Linaceae
Source: the annotation of a GenBank genome assembly